This is a messenger RNA of Yarrowia lipolytica CLIB122, 915 nucleotides long. RefSeq lists its product as uncharacterized. Lineage: Eukaryota; Fungi; Ascomycota; Dipodascomycetes; Dipodascales. Gene Ontology annotation, biological process: secondary metabolite biosynthetic process. The record is from RefSeq and is a predicted model, not a curated record.
AUGGAGAAACUCGUUCACAUUCCCGCCGUCACAAAACUCACGCCGCUAGUGAGCCGGUUCCUCGGCAUGAACCCGGGCAAAUUUUCUCUACAGGGUACAAACACCUAUCUCAUCGGCCAGGGACCCCGACGAUUGCUGAUUGAUACCGGAGAGGGAGCCGAUGAGUACACAGAGACGGUCUCCAACUAUCUCAAAGAGAACAACAUUGAGCUUGACACCAUAAUUCUGUCUCACUGGCACGCAGACCACACCAAGGGUACGGUGCCGCUGCUCAAGAAACUCAAGGAUAAGAAGGUCCAAACCUCUCCCCCUAAAGUGGUCAAGUACCCGUUUCCUGAGAUGGACAAAGAGAAGAACAUCAACGAGGGCUGGUCCGUGGACGAGUAUCUGGACGACGGUCAGGUGAUCUCGAACCUAGGCUUCCAUAUGAGUUGUCAUCUGUUUCCCGGACAUGCCAUGGACCACCUGUGUUUCUGGUUAGAGGAGGAUGAUGUUCUGUUCUCUGCAGACAACAUUCUGGGCCAGGGAACGUCUGUGUUUGAGGAUCUGACGGCCUAUAUGAAGUCUCUGGAGGGUAUGCGUCAAACUGGCAAGACCAAGACCAAGCGAGCGGACGGCCAGUUCCAGAUAUUCCCCGGCCACGGACCCGUGAUCGAUAACGGCUGGGAGAAAAUCACAGAGUACAUUUCGCAACGGAAAAAGCGAGAAACCCAGGUGUACACUAUUCUGCAUGAGAAGGGUCCCUCUGAUGCCCGGACCAUCACACGGCAGAUCUACGAGGGCUACCCUGAACGUAUUCUUGAUGCCGCUCAGCACACUACCACCAUGCAGCUGAUGAAGCUGGAGGAUGAUGGAGUUGUCAUCUCCGACGCACGAACUGGAAUGUGGCAGCUCAAGGAGAAGGCUUCCAUUUGA